This is a messenger RNA of Ctenocephalides felis (cat flea), 3645 nucleotides long. RefSeq lists its product as uncharacterized. Gene Ontology annotation, molecular function: guanyl-nucleotide exchange factor activity; G protein-coupled receptor binding. The transcript is spliced from 21 exons. Gene Ontology annotation, biological process: G protein-coupled receptor signaling pathway. NCBI's taxonomy places the organism in Eukaryota, Metazoa, Arthropoda, Insecta, Siphonaptera, Pulicidae. The record is from RefSeq and is a predicted model, not a curated record. Gene Ontology annotation, cellular component: cytoplasm. The coding region runs from base 1 to 3645 and encodes 1214 amino acids.
AUGUUUCAAAUUGUAGCAAAUGCGCAAGUAGUAUUAACGGUACAACAGCGGGUUACGUGUGGCGACAUGUGCUCAACGCGCAACAUCCAAUCUGCUACAGUUACGUCGCCAAAUAACAAUACCAUUUCCAGCGGAAGAGCUGGCAUAACUGCUCCUCGACCUGUCGAUAAUGAAAAAAUGCGACAACUUGAAUUGCAUCGUAUACAAACAUUACGCAUGAUGCUAGAAGAAGAGCAAAAGCAUCUGGCGACUUUACGAAGUAAACCUGGAAAACGCCAAGAGAUACAACGAGCAGAAGCUCGUGUUCAUACACUUCAAGAACAGUUGAAAGCCCUUGAUACUGAGGGAUCUCUUGCUUUAUCUCCUACUAAUGCCGCUCAAUCUGAUAACACCACAACAUCUCAUUUUAACCCUCACUUUUUAUCCCGUUUUCCGAGAAGUUUGAGUAACUUGAGCCUGGGUGGACGUGCCAAGAAAAAUGAAAAGGAUGACAAUAACCGUAACAAACCUGAAAAAAAUGCUAAAAAUCAUCAAAUGCAACAGGACAAACGUUGUUUUUCAGACGAAAAAUGUGAUAUACGUGAGGGUCAUGCUAGUGUGGUUAUAGACGCGCCUCCACCUUUGCCUCAGCGGAACAAAAACAUGAUGGACUGGUUGCAGGAACAGACUUCUGUGGAUAAUUUCACUGAUUUGGAUCUGUCAAUAGAUGAUAAUACAAAACAGAUUCUGAACUCUUUUUUGGAACACGAACGAAAUCCAUUUGUUAGUGAUGUGAAUAAUACUCCGCCACCGUUACCGCCUAGGCAAGAUCGCCCCCUUCCAAACUCGAUAGACACUGUUAUGAAUCAUCCCUUAGUCUCAACAUGUGCUCCAGCUUUAUGUGAUAACAUUACCAACCCUGCUUUACAAACAAAGUCGGCUAAAUCGGGUCAUAAACGUACACAAUCUUCUUCAGAUCCGGUUGUGAUAUCACCUAGCAACUGUGCAGAAAGACAAAGUAAGAGUUCUAGAGGGUCUUGGGGUCAUCCAGAAGCUACACCGCCGGGUACACCUCCUCCACCAUAUCCAUCAUUAACUAAUGCAGAUGAGGAAAUAGCAGAUGCAUGGAAUUUUCAGUUUUGUAACUCUAUUACAAAAUCGGAAGAUUUGCAUGACAGAAAAGGAACCUUAACUAAUACAUCUGACUCAAUACAGGCAGCACAAAGUGUUACGUCGCAACAACAUAUUAUUUCCAUGGAAGAUGAAGAAGUCUCAGACUCAGAGACAACUGUGGAGGAACAUGGACCUUUUAAAUCAUUACGUUUGUUACUGGAGCAUCCGGGCCACGUUGCUGUAUUUCUAAAUUAUUUGUUCACUAAUGCACAGCCAGCAUCAUUGCUUUUUUAUCUUAUCACAGAUAUAUACAGAGAUGGAAAUCUAAAAGAUAUGCGAAGAUGGGCUUAUGAAAUACAUUCUACCUUUUUAGUGCCUGGAGCACCUUUACAUCUUCGUAAUGUAGAUGAAACUAUGGCAAGAGAAAUAGAUGAUGUUUUGCUUUAUGAAUCUGAUAAGGAAGAAAUUUUAAGAAAAAUAUUUUUAAGGGCUAGAACAAAAGCUAAGGAAGAACUUACAGCACAGCUAAAUCACUUCCAAGUGACAAGGACAGUUGGUUUAGGAAUGAUGUUUGGGCCUAAUGAUAUUUCACUUGACACUGCCAUUGGCGAUAGGUCUAAAGAAAUUCGAGUAAUUGAAAUGGCUUUAUUGUCAAAUUUGGAAUCAUAUUUAGAAGACUUGGAUUCAAAUAAAGAAAAUGUUGAUUAUAAGCGGUAUGCAACAGCACAAGCUUUGGCCACAGUUCUCUUACGAUGGUUUCGUAUAUCACUCAAUUCACAGUAUCUGUCAUCUUCAGUCUUAGAACGAUGCCCUACAUUUGUUAGCAAAGAGAAGACAUUCAGAGGCAAGCUUAUUGGAAAAAGUAGAAAGUUGGUGGUUCGAGAACAUCAUUUACUGUUCCGGCAAUAUUAUAUUGUAACACAUUGCAAUCAGUGUCAUGAUAUCAUAUGGGGAGUUGGACCACAAGGAUACCAUUGUUCUGAUUGUGGACUAAAUAUCCAUAGAGGUUGCAGUCGUGUUCUCGAGGAGGAUUGUCCUGGCCCUCCUGUCAAUACGAAUUCCAAAUCAAAACAAAAUCAAACGGAUCGACGAAUAUCUAAACUUAUGGAGAAGAUAAGACCUAACCAUCAUUUUAUCAAUACUGAGAAACAGCAGCGCAUGCAAGAGGAGGAUACCAUUGAAGAAUUUCCUGGAUCUAAUGCUGCUGAUCGUCCGUCAUCAAUGUUGUUGAGCAGAAAUACUUCGCAAAGGGGUAACUCUUUAUCGACACCAGAGAAGGGAGAGAGUGCUGAUGACAGUCAUUGCUUAAUAGAUGAAGUACAAAAUGAAAAUUCGAAACCGAAAAGCGCACCUGUCUCCGUAAAUCGGUCCGAGUCAUACAAGGAACGACUAUCUCAAAGGCGAAGUAUGAAUCAGAGGCGAAAAACAAGUGACCCGAAUUUAUCCAAAACAAUCGAUGACAGCAGAGAUCACAAUGUUUCGCAAGCAAGUUCAACAAAUUCAAGUACAUCUAGUCUUUCCUCCAGAAGUUUAGAAAGCCCAAGUAUAUCACUCGAGGCCGUGCAUGGCGGAUCCAGUGCAUCACAAGCUGCGGGCGGCUUGAUGCUUGGAUCGACUUCGAUUGAUCUUCAAGGUGGUGACUCGGAUGAAAGCGAAAAUAGGCGAGAUUGGACAAUACAGGUGCCACCGGAAAUACUCGGCACGCUCACCGAUAAAGAUAAAAAAUUCCAAGAAGUUAUCAACGAACUUAUUCUAACAGAGCGUUCUCAUAUACGAACCCUGGCUUUGCUGGAUCGAGUGUUCAGGGCACCUUUGCAGAACAAUGCAAUUUUGCCACCGGAGCAAUUUCAAUUGUUGUUUCCUUCAUCUUUACGCCGUUUGCAAGAGUGGCACGGUUUACUAGGACAACGACUCAAGCUUUGGCGAAAGCAAGUUGGACCAAAAUCAACUGGAAUUGGAGACUUACUAAUUGGAAUGUUUGAUGGUAGCAGCGGUGAUGAAUUGAAGCAAGCUGCAGCUUCGUUUUGUGAACAUCAGCAAAUAGCAUUAGAAGGUCUGAAAGAGAGGAGACGUAAAGAGCCAAGACUGCAUCAAUUGCUUAAUGAAGCAGAAAGUCAUCCAGCGUGCAGGCGAUUACAGCUAAAGGAUUUACUUCCUAUGGCAUGUUUUAUGCGACUUACAAAGUACCCUCUGCUUUUUGAAAAUAUAUUGAAAUGUAUAGAGGAAGACAACACCGAAUUCCAGAAUAUAAAGAAAAUGGUUUUAUUAUUAGCAUGCAGACUUGAAGGUACCUCUGUGUGUUUGCAUGUGCCGCCUUAUCAUGAGAGAGCUCAAAACAAGAUCCUUAAAAAAAUACUGGAGGCUCCCAGGUAUGUACCUAAUUGGCUCGUUCAUCAGGACUGCAAUAUACAAACAAUAGCGGAAGAAAUUAGCAGAUUUGCUGCGAAAUAUAAGUCAAGAUUAGAGAACCAUCCAAAUGAACUGGCAAAGGACCUACUUUCUGCGAACACUGUCAAGAGACUAAGAAGAUUAGAUCCACUAGACUUAGCAUAG